AAUUACUGUAUUUCCUUUCCUGUCCAUCCUGUCUUGUGCCCAAAUGUAGCAUCCCCUCCAUUGUCAUCCAAAUGUCCCCAAACUCAAUCAAGGCAUCCCCUCCAUUGUCAUCCCAAAUGUAGUACAUCCCUAAUUAAUGCCUUACUUUUUGCGCCAGAGGAAGUACUUCCCAUCUCCAAUGCAAUUAGUGCCUUUCUUGCCAAAUGUUCCUUAAUUCAAUCAAGGCAUCCCCUCCAUUGUCAUCCAGAUGUCCACAAACUCAAUCAAGGCAUCCCCUCCAUUGUCAUCCUGCUAAUGACC
Messenger RNA from Staurois parvus, 300 nucleotides. NCBI's taxonomy places the organism in Eukaryota, Metazoa, Chordata, Amphibia, Anura, Ranidae. The record is from the annotation of a GenBank genome assembly.